AUGUCUCCUCAUCCAGAAACUGGUUUGGCCACAGUGAUUAUGUCUUUUCUUCUAUGCACCUACUAUAAUGUCAUCAUUGCUUGGGCUCUGUAUUACUUAAUCAAUUCUUUUAUGGAUCCUUUACCUUGGGAGGGUUGCAAUAAUGAUUGGAAUUCUGAGCUUUGCUGGAAUGGGACCAAAUUUAAUAGCUCUCAGAACCAAGAAGAGACAAAUAAAACAAGCGCCCCGCAAGAAUUUUACGACAACCACUUGUUACAGAUGACGAAAGGAGUCGAAGAUUUUGGCACGAUGCGCUGGGAACUCCUCGAUUGCCUCGCAGUUGCAUGGAUUCUCGUCUACUUUUGUCUGUGGAAAGGCAUCAAGUCAUCAGGGAAAGUUGUGUACGUUACAGCUACUUUGCCAUACCUGUUUAUAGGGGCAUUUAUUGUCAGAGCUCUCACGUUGCCAGGAUCUGAAUUAAGUCUCGUUUACUUCUUUUCCCCAAAAUGGGAAACACUUCUAGAAGCCAAAGUUUGGGUUAACGCAGCUGCUCAAAAUUUCAAUUCUAUUGGGAUUGCGUUUGGCUCCCUGAUGGCGUUCUCCAGCUAUAACCGUUUCGACAAUCGACUGAUGCGUGAUACUCUGAUUAUUUCGCUUACUGACGCCGUUACCUGCAUUUUAGCUGGCAUAUGUGUGUUUGGAACACUAGGAAAUUUAGCCUUUGAACAAGGCAAAAGCGUGGACGAAGUUGUUAGUAGCGGACCUGGGCUUGUUUUCGUCGCCUAUCCCGCCGCAUUGUCUAAAAUGCCCUUUCCUCAAGUAUGGUCGGUCAUUUUCUUUUCAAUGUUGCUAUGCCUUGGAAUUGACAGUCAGUUUGCCACGGUCGAAGUAAUUAUAACUUCAAUUAAAGAUGCCUAUGGCCGAUGGAUACGCCUUCAUUUAAAACGUCACGAAGUUCUAGUGCUAUUGGUAUGCUUUGUGUCGUUCAUAUGCGGGCUGCCAAACGUCAUGCAAGGUGGAAUCUACUUCUUUACCCUGAUUGAUUACUAUGCCGCCGCUAUUUCUUUGAUGUAUAUUGCGUUCUUCGAAGUAAUCGCAAUUGUAUGGGUAUACGGUGCUAAUCGUUUGGCCCGCAACGUACGGGAUAUGACAGGCGAACUACCGAACUACUAUAUAAGAGGGUGCUGGAUGGUUGCCGCCCCCUGCCUCAUUAUGGCCAUAUGGAUUUUUAGCCUUGCUGACUAUGAAGCUCCAACAUAUAACAAAGGGCAAUAUAUAUUUCCAGGAUGGAGUAUAGGAAUGGGUUGGGCCAUUUCUUGCCUGUCUUUAUUAGCCAUUCCUAUAUUAGCAGUUACUGCAAUUGUUAAAGCAAAAGGCAACAACAUAGUCCAGAAAUUGAAGGCAUCCAUCAAAUCUCCUAUUCGUGAAUGCCCUUGCUGUGGAAAAAUGUUGAACAAGCAACAUGAAGCUCAUCAUGGAACUGCAGCAAACAAUCCAGACAAUGAGAUUUGUUUGGUGCAGCUAACCUCAGACUGACAGUGGAUGUUUCGUUUUCUAAUAAUGUCGUAAUUGUUUCCACUAUGACCUCGUUGCGUCCGUAUUCGUCUCUUACCCUUCGUCCUGACCGCAUUUAUGUCGUACCUGCUCUAGAAAAACGACCUCCAAAGUUGUUCGUAACUGUCACAAAAUUCAAGUAAGUUGAAACGUUGCGUGAACUCCUCACUGUCGAAUUAUAGUGCACACCUCAAUACAUUCAGAUAUGGAGA
Molecule: messenger RNA, 1745 nt
Organism: Daphnia carinata
Lineage: Eukaryota; Metazoa; Arthropoda; Branchiopoda; Diplostraca; Daphniidae
Product: sodium- and chloride-dependent GABA transporter ine-like
Exons: 8
Coding region: 1-1515 (504 amino acids)
Biological process (GO): sodium ion transmembrane transport
Cellular component (GO): membrane
Source: RefSeq, a predicted model, not a curated record